GAGAUGGGUCGCCCUCUUAAGGGGGCUGCGAUUUAGCCUUGAGAAGAGGAGGCUGAGGGGGGACCAUAAGGUCUGAAAGGAGGUUGUAGAGUGGAGGGAGCUGGCCUCGUUCUCCUAAGUGACAGGGGACGGGACAAGGGGGCGUGCCCUCGAGCUGCGCCAGGGGAGGGUCAGACUGGAUAUCACGAAAAACUUCUUCACAGAAAGGGUCAUUGGGCACUGGCAGAGGCUGCCCAGGGAGGUGGUGGAGUCACCAUCCCUGGAGCUGUUUAAAAGACGGGUAGAGGAGGUGCUCAGGGACAUGGGUUAGUGGCGGAUGGGAAUGGACUCGAUGAUCCCAGAGGUGUUUUUCAACCUAGUGAUUCUAUGAUUUAGAUGAGACAUUGGGAAGAAACUCUUCACGGUGCAGUGGCCUGUUGGCAGGAAGAAGGCCGUGUUGCCGUCUGGCUGCGCAUCCCCAUCUUCCAGAGCGGGUUUGUGACCACAGCUGCUGCACAAGGGUUUGGUUUCCAUCACGCCGAGCAGGAUGCAUCCACCCUGACGCUGUGGCUGGGAGAAGGGCCCAGCAGACUGCCGGGGUUUGCCACCCACCAGGUGGGCGUUGCAGGUGCUGUUUUAGAUGAAAGCUCUGGAAGGGUGUUGGUCGUCCAAGACAGAAAUAAGACUCUAAAUGCGUGGAAAUUUCCAGGAGGUCUGUCUAAUCCAGGCGAAGACAUUGGAGACACAGCAGUUCGAGAGGUGUUUGAAGAGACUGGCAUCAAGUCAGAGUUCAAGUCCAUCCUAAGCAUAAGACAGCAACACAAACACCCCGGAGCCUUUGGCAAGUCGGAUAUGUACAUCAUCUGUCGCCUGGAGCCCUCUUCCUUCAACAUUAGCUUCUGCCAGCAGGAGUGCCUGAAGUGUGAAUGGAUGGACCUCGACGAGCUCGCCAGGACGAAACACGCUACUCCUAUCACCAGCAACAUAGCUAAACUCUUAGUUUAUGGAUACCGGGAAGGGUUUGAUAAGAUUGAUAUAAAAAUGAGAGAGUUCCCAGCUGUUUACACAGGCCUGUUCUACAAACUAUAUCACAGGGAGCUGCCCGAGUCCUAUAGAAACCUUACAUCAUAACAGUAACUUUCACAUUUCAUUAUAACAACAAUAAUUUAGAAAUGUUAUUGUAGCGUUAUUUAGACCAUAGUAAAACUAUCUAUGGACUUUUUUUUAGGUAAUUAUUAGAAAGUAAUUAUUUACUCUAUUCUCUAAUAUGCUAUAGAGAUAUAAAUUAGUUUAAAAGGUAAAUAUUCCUGUAAGUGUGCAUCAGAUUUAUCUUCCUUUACUCUGUAAAGCAAACAAAGUAAAUAAAGUAGCUCUACAUAGGUACUUAGCCGAAAACAGAAGUGUUACUGAAAAUAGAUUUUCGAAGUAAUUUUACCUCCACACACACUGGCACAAUAGGUGUAAAGAGCAAUAUAAGCACAGUAUGAAACAUUCCUGUUUUAAUCUGAUAUCUGCAAAAGUAGUUCAUAUAUCAGCAAAUAAUUGUUUAUGGUUUUGGUAAUUUGGAGAGGAGCAGGAAACUCAGCUUCUUCAGUGUAGUGUAGUG
Molecule: messenger RNA, 1585 nt
Organism: Cuculus canorus (common cuckoo)
Lineage: Eukaryota; Metazoa; Chordata; Aves; Cuculiformes; Cuculidae
Gene: NUDT6
Product: nudix hydrolase 6
Exons: 5
Coding region: 376-1110 (244 amino acids)
Molecular function (GO): NADH pyrophosphatase activity; NAD binding; ADP-ribose diphosphatase activity
Source: RefSeq, a predicted model, not a curated record